AUGGCUCCUUCAGUAUGUCUUCGUGGCCCACCAGAGCUCCAACUUUACCACCCCACGACCACCAUCAAAAUCUGUCAAGGCCAGUCUUCUUCUUCAAACCCCUGCCUUGAAUUCUUCAAGGCCACCACAUACUCUGAUAAAUCCCAACAAAACCCUCCCAUGUAUCAGCAGCAGAAGGAUCUGACAGAAUAUGAAGCAGAGGCAUGGAAGCAUGACCCUCUCACAACUCUCAAGCUCAUAUUUUGCCUGAGAAUGGUGGGGAGGCCCAACAAAGAAGCCUUUUACAAAUCCCUCUUUUGGAUCCACAAAAACCACCCUCUAACCUUGGCUUUGAAUCUCAAGGUUUUUGCGCAAUUGGGUUGGUUCAAAGAUCUAUUGGAAAUUCUCUAUAGGGUUUUGCAGAAAUCCAUAGAUGAAGCAAAGGAAAAGGAGGAGGAAGAGAGCCAGAAAGAGUAUUGGAAGAAACGUACGAAUUAUUGUCAGAAACCUAGUAAAAGGAAUUAUUGGUCCGACUCCGAGGAAGAUGAAAGUGAUGAGGAGGAACACGAAAGCGAUGAGGAGGAAGACGACGAAAGCAAGGAGGAGGAAGAGGAAGGAGAGAACGAAGAGAGCAAAACAGUCACAGAUGUUCACAUUGCCAGGGCUAAAAGUGCGGUUGAUAGGUAUCAAAACGAUUUAGAAUAUCGAUACUUGCACGAUCGUGUAUCCGAGGUGUUUGUGGAAAUGCUGACAUCGGAUUUAUUGUCUUUGAAGUGCUGUAAGAUUGAAAAGAUCAGCUCUAUUUCCAAAUUCUGUCCUUCUAUUGAUUCGUCUUACGACAGAGAAACUUUGAUAUGUGAAAACAUAGCAAGGAGAAUGUUUCCACGCCAUAAUUUUGGAGAGUACGAAGAUGUUGAAGAAGCUCAUUAUGCUUAUAGGGUUCGUGAUCGAUUGAGGAAACAAGUACUUAGCCCCCUGCGCAAGGCAUUGGAGUGCUUACCGGCUGCGAAACAGAACAACCAGUCAUCAUCAUUGUUCAAGAAAUGCAAGGAGCUGAUUGCUUUGGAAAUCUACAGUAAGAUCAUUGGUUGUGAUGGUGGAGGCCGUGAUGAAAGCAAAUUGAAAUUCAAGUGUUACAUGAAGCUCGUGAACAUGCUAUUACCAAACAAUUAUAUUUUCAACUUGUGCUUUGGUGAUGGGCUAAAGCUUCCCCACCAUGUGGUGGCCUCAUUGGAGAAGGAUCAGUGUGGUGCUGAUGAGAUUGCAGAGGUUCAAUGGCAGAGACUAGUCCAACAGUUGCAGAACAAAGAGAAGUUCAGGAAUUGUAUUGCAGUGUGUGAUGUCCCGGAGAGCAGGAGAGGGUCAUUGAAGGAGAUGGUUUGCAUUUCAAUGGGGUUGUUGGUUUCGGAGCUCAGCGAAAAACCAUGGCAAGGUUCUGUUUUUCCAUUCAGCGAUUUCCCAAGGCUGCACAAAAUCAAAGGAGACAAUCUCAAGUCCAGAUGUGAGUUCAUGAGGAACAUAGUGGAUUUUGACAAGGCCUCUAAGAAUGAUUGGGUGCUGGAUUAUAGGGAGGCUGUGAAGAAUUACAGUAAGAGAGGGUAUGCAUAUGUGCCACGGUUGGUGUUUUGGAAUUUGAAGGGCUCAAUUGCUGAGCCUAACUUCAUUGGUAGCCAUGUUGUAAAGAAUCACAAUGCAGGGAUGAUCAUCACUGGGUUUUCCAACACUCUGCUCAGUCUUUUCUGCAAUGGGGAAUCGAAUCCGGGAACAUAUGCAGCUCGGGUUGCUCAGGGACGUGCUGCUUUUGGGAUUGAUCUUGUGUCACUCCGGAGGUUUGCUCCAAAGAUUGAGGAUGUAAUGGAACGGGCACUUUCAAAUGAAGACUUGACGAGCCUCUUUGUAUUCGACUGA
Messenger RNA from Prunus avium (sweet cherry), 1887 nucleotides. RefSeq lists its product as uncharacterized. Lineage: Eukaryota; Viridiplantae; Streptophyta; Magnoliopsida; Rosales; Rosaceae. The record is from RefSeq and is a predicted model, not a curated record.